Molecule: messenger RNA, 1700 nt
Organism: Pteronotus mesoamericanus
Lineage: Eukaryota; Metazoa; Chordata; Mammalia; Chiroptera; Mormoopidae
Gene: ACBD4
Product: acyl-CoA binding domain containing 4
Exons: 11
Coding region: 125-1048 (307 amino acids)
Biological process (GO): fatty acid metabolic process
Cellular component (GO): cytoplasm
Molecular function (GO): fatty-acyl-CoA binding
Source: RefSeq, a predicted model, not a curated record
GUCCCCAUCCUGGCCACACAGGGCCGGGAGGUCAGUAGGAAGCCUUCGGCUAGUGGCGAGAAAGGACCCAGAUUACGGGCAGGGGGCUCUGCGGGAGUUGCCUCAGUGCUCGGAGCAGUUGGGUAUGGGUACCGAGAAAAAAAUUCCAGAACCGGAUUGCCAGGAACAGUUUCAGGCCGCAGUGAGAGUCAUUCAGAACCUGCCUAAGAACAGUGAUGGCUAUUACCGCCCCUCCUACGAAGAGAUGCUUCGAUUCUACAGCUACUACAAGCAGGCUACCAUGGGGCCCUGCCAGGCUCCCCGGCCUGGGUUCUGGAACCCCAUUGGACAAUAUAAGUGGGAUGCCUGGAACAGCCUGGGCAAGAUGAGCAGGGAGGAGGCCAUGUCCGCCUACAUCACUGAGAUGAAGGUGGUGGCACAGAAGGUGAUUGAUACAGUGCCACUGGGUGAGGUGGCAGACGACAUUUUUGGUUACUUUGAGCCCCUGUACCGGCUGAUCCCUGACAUGCCGAGGCCCCCAGAAACCUUCCUAAGAAGGGUCACAGGUUGCAAAGAGCAGGUAAUGAAUGGAGAUGCUGGGGCUGCCCCGGAGCCUCCCUGCUUCCCCAAGGAACCAGCACCUGCAAGCCCAGAGUGUCAGCCACCCAGGGACCUGGACUCCGAGGUUUUCUGUGAUUCCCUGGAGCAGCUGGAGCCUGAGCUGCAGGUCUGGGCGGAGCAGAAGGGCGCCCCUGGAGGAGAGCCUGACAGCAGAAGCAGCCCUGUGCCCCCAACAGAGAAAGAGGGGUUGAAAGGCAGCCUGCCAGGGCCCCAGGAAUUGGACACGUGGCUGGUGGGGACAGUUCGAGCACUGCAGGAGAGCAUGCGGGAUGUCCAGGGGAGACUGCAAAGCCUGGAGAGUAUGCCUGGCCCCCGCAAGCAGCAGACGCCCCCAUCCCGUGCUCGUCCUUGGCCCCUCAGGAUCUCGGGUCCUACGCUGCUCUUCUUCCUCCUGUGGCCCUUCAUUGUCCAGUGGCUCGUCAGACAGUUUCGGACCCAGAAGAGGUGACUCUCAAUGAAGGAGUCUCUGCAGCCAACGGGGGAGGCUACGAGUCCCGUUCUGCCGUGCCCUGAGAGCCUUUCCAGGGUUUAGGAACCAGCAUUAAUCCCCGCCCCCACACCACCACUACCAAUCAGUGUUUGCCUUGGCACCCCUCCUCUGUUGGGGGAGGGGACAAAUAAGACCCCACCUUUCCCGGCAACAUCACAGGGCGGCUUCUCCCAACCCUCCCCCGACCCCAACCCAUCCCAGGUUUCCCCGGAAGGUUGCUUCUGCGGUCCACUUCCUAGGUUCUGGGAGGGCCCGUGACUCAGGGGCGGGGCUGCCGUGUCUCAGCCUCUGCCCUCCCCACCCCCUAGGUCACCUGACUCUUCUCCUCCCCAAGCCUCUCCCUGUGGAGGUUUAGCUCUUGGGCAAGUUGGGACUUGGGCCGGGUCCUGGGAUUGGUUGGCUGGGAGGCUUUGGGAGGGAGGCCAGGAGGCCCCGACAAGCUGGCGGAAGGCAGAGUGAACAGGCCCCGGGGGAGGGGCGUGCGCUCCUCCGUUUGCUAGCCUCUUUCCCCACAAACACUCAGGACGUCUUCGCUGAAGAUUCAGUUACAAAUGAAUGUUUCACUAAAUAAAAUAAAACCUUAAUUUUCUGCCGUCAAAAAAAAAAAAAA